Messenger RNA from Pteropus alecto (black flying fox), 4210 nucleotides. It is a transcript of the gene E2F7, whose product is annotated as E2F transcription factor 7. Gene Ontology annotation, cellular component: RNA polymerase II transcription regulator complex. Gene Ontology annotation, molecular function: DNA-binding transcription factor activity, RNA polymerase II-specific; RNA polymerase II cis-regulatory region sequence-specific DNA binding. The record is from RefSeq and is a predicted model, not a curated record. Lineage: Eukaryota; Metazoa; Chordata; Mammalia; Chiroptera; Pteropodidae. Gene Ontology annotation, biological process: regulation of transcription by RNA polymerase II. The coding region runs from base 375 to 3155 and encodes 926 amino acids. The transcript is spliced from 14 exons.
CCCCUCCCGCCCGGGCUGCCAGCCUGCCACCCCUCCCCUCCCCGACUGGCGGGGAUUUGAGGAAUUUCUGCCGCCGGACCAGGAGCGCGUGGGGUGUCCUGGCUCCAGCUCUUCUUCUAGCUAGGCAGUACAGGAUAUUUACCCUUCCUCACCAUUUAGAGGGUCCACUGGAAGAGUUUAUCUUUGGGGUCUGCUUGGAAGCCUGGGAAGGGGCUACGUUAAACGUUGAAUGGGUUUGGUCUAGCGAUCAGGUUUCUUCCCCCCUGAUUCAAACUCCCCCAAAACCGAAUUCCUCCCAGUUCUUUGCGCCAAAAUUAACUGACCUAGGAGACUCUGUACUUUCUGACAGAUUUGCCCUACAACUUCUUGAUCUGAUGGAGGUAAAUUGUUUAACACUAAAAGACCUGAUCAACCCCAGGCAGCCCAGACUAGAUUUUGGAAUUGAAGAUGGGGAAAAUGCACAAAAGGAAAAUAUAUUUGUUGAUCCAUCAAGGAUGGCCCCAAAGACUCCAAUAAAAAAUGAACCGAUUGAUUUAUCGAAGCAAAAAAUCUUCACUCCGGAAAGGAAUCCUAAUACUCCAGUAAAGCUUGUAGACAGACAGCAGGCAGAACCAUGGACGCCCACAGCUAACCUGAAGAUGCUCAUUAGUGCUGCCAGCCCAGACAUAAGAGACCGGGAGAAGAAAAAGGGACUUUUCAGACCCAUUGAGAACAAGGAUAAUGUGUUUACAGACUCUCUGCAGCUUGAUGUUGGGGACAGCGCUGUGGAUGAUUUUGAAAAGCAAAGGCCAAGCAGAAAACAGAAGAGUUUAGGACUCCUGUGCCAGAAGUUUCUAGCUCGCUAUCCAAGUUAUCCCUUGUCAACUGAAAAAACUACCAUCUCCCUAGACGAAGUUGCUGUCAGUCUUGGUGUUGAAAGGAGACGUAUUUAUGACAUUGUAAAUGUGCUGGAGUCGCUGCAUCUGGUCAGCCGGGUGGCCAAGAAUCAGUAUGGCUGGCAUGGACGGCACAGCCUGCCAAAAACCCUGAGGAACCUCCAGAGACUGGGAGAGGAGCAGAAAUAUGAAGAGCAGAUGGCACACCUCCAACAGAAAGAGCUAGAUCUAAUGGAUUAUAAAUUUGGAGAACCUAAAAAAGAUGGCUAUCCAGAUCCUCAAGAUCAGCAGUUACUGGAUUUCUCUGAGCCCGACUAUCCCUCUUCAUCUGCAAACAGUAGAAAAGACAAGUCUCUGAGAAUCAUGAGUCAGAAGUUUGUCAUGCUGUUCCUUGUCUCUAAAACCAAGAUUGUUACUCUUGAUGUGGCUGCCAAAAUACUGAUAGAAGAAAGCCAAGAUACGCCAGACCAUAGUAAAUUUAAAACAAAGGUACGACGCCUCUAUGACAUAGCCAAUGUUCUGACCAGCUUGGCUCUGAUCAAGAAAGUGCAUGUAACAGAAGAGCGAGGCCGUAAACCAGCCUUCAAAUGGAUCGGGCCUGUGGACUUCGGUUCCAGUGGUUACGAAUGCCAUAAUUUUACGAAACUGGAACAAAAGAGGCUAUUAUCUUCUACUUACUUCACAGAUGAAGAACUAGCAGAUAUUUCUGCAUCUGUCUUACCAGAAUUGAAAAGAGAAACAUAUAGUGAGAUUCAAGUCUGUGCAAAACAGAAGCUGGCUCGACAUGGUUCUUUUAACACAGUUCAGACAUCUGAGAGGAUUCAGAGGAAAGGGAACUCGGAACCCAGCAGCCCAUUCAGAGUAAAACGAGGUAGUUUCUUAGAAAUUGGAAGUCUGGCAGCAAUUUACCGACAGAAAAUAGAAGACGAUUCAAAGGAGAAAGCCUUUGAGAGAAACAGAGUGAUGCCUCCAGCAAGCAGCCUGGACCCUGCUGCUCCUUUCCCUGUCCACUCUGUUGACUCAGAAUAUUGUAUUAAUCCCUUAGCUCACCAAGUAUUUUCUGGGCCUCAAACGGACUUGCAGUCCUUCUUCGUACAGAAUGGUCUGAAUGGACAAGUAGGUGGCUCACUCGCUUCCACAGCCUCAGACGUGGAGAGCCUGAAGCCAGCCCUGUUGUCCGGCCAGCCCUUGUUGUACGUGCCCUCCACCUCGCUGUUCAUGCUGUACGGGAGCCUGCAGGAGGGACCACCCUCAGGGUCAGGGUCAGAGGACAGCAGAAGCUCAGAAGUCUCAGCAGCUGCAGAGCUGUCAUCCACACCCUCAGUUCAGAAGCGCCUGGGUGAGGAAAGGAAGCUUCAGGGGGAGGAGGAGCCAGCCACUAAAAGACAAAGUAGGGACUAUGAAGAUGGCCCUCUAUUCCUUGUUGUGCCCAAGAAACCCUCAGAGUCCACAGACAUUGCCUCUUCCAAGACCGUGGGUAACAGGGGAUGUGUGCCCCUUGAAGACAUGCACUUGAAUAGCCAACUCCCUGCUGAAAAGGAAGUUUCAGGAAAGGAUAUGGCAAACAACUUUGUUUCUUCCGAGCGGGGAAAUACUCCAAGAAAUACAGAGGAUGAAAAGCCUUCAAAAGAAAAUGAAGGCACCAAAGAGCCUUCUUUGCUGCAAUAUCUUUACAUGCAGUCACCAGCUGGAUUAAAUGGUUUCAGUGUGCUCUUAUCUGGCAGUCAGACCCCCAGUGCUGUGGCACCAUCUUCAGGUCAGCUGCCAUCCCUCAGUGUCCCCUGCAUUGUCCUACCGUCUCCAACGCUGGGCCCGUUUCCUGUUCUCUACUCUCCCACAAUGGCCCAGCCAGCUUCCUCUGCUCCUGGCAUUCUCCCAAACACGGGAUCUGUGAAUUUUGGCCUGCCUGGCCUUGGAUCAGCAGCUCAUCUUCUUAUCAGCCCUGCAGCUAUGGUUAAUCCAAAAUCAUCGACACUCCCUUCCACAGACCCUCAGCUUCAGGGUUCUCGCUCACUUAGCCUGAGUCCAAUGGUGUCAGAAUCACACAAUGUCAUCCAGCCGGAAUCGCCCGUUUACAGAGGACAUCCAGUCUCUGUGGUGAAACAACAGUCACCAGCUCCAGUGACACCCACAAGCAUUCAACGCACACAUCGUGAGACAUUCUUCAAGACACCUGGCAGCCUCGGAGACCCUGUCCUUAGGAGAAGAGAAAGCAAACAGUCUCGAAACACCAGCUCAGCACAGAGAAGACUCGAAAUACCCAGCAGUGGGGCUGAGUGACCUGACACUUUGCCAGAUGGGGGUGGCAUCAGACCACUUGAAUUUCCCUGUGUUACAGGUCAUGUCCAAAUGCUAAGCGGAAAGCAGAAUGCAAACCAUCGGUUGGUUCUUCAGCUCACAUCCUUCCUCUCUUUCAUCCACUCGUUCUAAUGUAAACUUCCCAUCAUCAUGAAUCAUCAUCUAUUUUCCUGAAAGUAAUUGUUAUUAAUUGUGCAUUUAAUACCAGUUAGAGUCCAGACUCUGCCUGGUGUCACAGUGAAAGCACCGACUGACUUGUGGUUUUGCUUCAAGAAUCAUUGCUGGAAGUAGAUCUGAACAGGCUACUGGUGCCUUGUGGUUUUUCUAAAGGCGGGGCCCGUCUAGCACUUAACUGGGGUGAGCGUUCUUGACAUGUAUUUCCACUCGCCCUGAGUAGAUUUGCGGAGAGAGAAACUUCCUUUCUGUAGCUUAAAAAAACUGCUGCUUCCUUAGGCUUCGUCAGGAAGCCAGCUUCAGUUGUGAAUCCUAUGGUAUUAUUUAUUUUGUUCCUGAAAUGGGAUUUAGUGCAAAAAGUUUACAACUAUAGCAAAACAUGUUUUUCAGGGUAUGACGACUUGAAUGUUUGUACUUUUUCCUGUAAUUUGCCCUGCACUUACUUUACAACCUAGUAAUAAUGUGGGUAAAUGUAUAUACAUGACAGAAUGUCAAGACCAAAAUAACUGUGAAUAACACACCUUGCUACAAUGAACUGUGCUAACCCUAUCAGGGCAUGAGAACUAACAUGAACUCUAGCAGCCUAGUAGGUGCUUCUCAAAUAACUGUGGACAAAAAAAAAUCCUACGAUGUUCAGUUUUCUUCACUACAUGCCCCUGUGGGUUUUUUUAUUUAAAUGUUAACGGUAGAGUAUCAGGUAUAGAUGAUGCCUUCUAAUAAUUACUGUUUAUUGACUAAAUCAGGAUUUUAGAAAGGAAUUAUGUGGAAAAUUGGAACCUGGAUGGGACCUUUAGGUAGAAUUCUGAAGAGUUAUUGUAGAAAUUGCGAUAGCAAAAUCGGUGAUUAUUUUUUCUUUUACCUUU